AGUUAGAAUUUCCAACCGAAAAAUAAUGCCUGAACAUGCUACUAGUACUGGGAGAAAAACGAGACGUAUGCCUGUCCAGACGCAAGCUAGUAUUAAUUUAAUUGACCUUCUUUAUAAAAUAACAUUGCUGCGUUGUUUUAUAAAGUGGAUUUUGAGACUUGUGACGGGAACUUGUGAAUUGCAGCGAAUCACACAGAAAUAUAAAUCUGGUGUUUGUACUGUGAAAAUUGAGGAAAGUUUGCAAAGAUCAAAAUUCUCUGAAAUUCGUCAAAUGAUUGAAGUUGAACCUGAAGAUAUAGAUGCAGCAAUACAACAGAUUAUCAGCCUCAAGAAUAUUUCCUUUGAUGCAAAUUCCAGGUUUAUUUCCUGUAUGAAAGUUUGCUUGGAGCAAAUACAUGGAUAUGAUAGUUUGUUUUGCACAAUCGAAGAACUGAGGGUUGAAACUUAUAAUUCCUGUAAUGGGAAUCAUGAAGCCUUGUUAUUAAAGUUAUGGAAUCUUUUACAACCUGAAAAUGCUUUGAAAGAAAGAGUGUCUCGCCAGUGGGGGGAGAUUGGGUUUCAGGGUACGGAUCCCAAGACUGAUUUUCGUGGUAUGGGAAUUUUAGGGUUGAAAAACUUGGUGUAUUUUGCUGAAGUUCAUAAUGAACUUGCUCGAAAAACUUUGUUACAUUCACACCACCCUCAGUAUGGGUAUUCAUACGCCAUCGUAGGAAUAAACUUGACAAGUAUGGCUUAUGAAUUCAUGUCGUCUGGCUUACUUCGAACCCACUUUUUUAACACUGUACAUGGCAGACCAAACGUAAACCAUUUCAACGAGGUUUUCAGUUAUCUGAUGUUUGAAUUUGACAAAUUUUGGAUGAAAUCUGAGCCUGAAAACGUCAUGGAAUUCAGCAGAAUAAGGGACGAGUUCAACCAAACUGUUGAGGCUGUGUUAAAAUAUGUGCCAUCGGCAAAACUAUCUUUAGACAAUUCAAGUUAAUUUGAUUUUCCAAAAACACGCCCAGUUUUUGAGGUCAGAAUUUUUUAGCAUCUCCAAAUUUCGUAUAUGGUAGGAUAUAUUCGAAUUUUGUAGUUAGUGUUUGGCAUAGGAUUUUCAAUGCUUUCUUGCCAAUUGAUAAGGGCUUUUUUAACAGUCACUUUUUAACUGAUAGCUCAGAAACAUCUAUUUUAAAUGGCAAUUAUUUUUUACCAAAGUAGGCAUGCACGCUUGCAUUAGUGAUCUAAUAUUGCUGCUACCAUAGUAACAUCUAAAGAACCUUUCUCGAUUUUAGCUAUUUGCGUUAAAAGUAUCAGUUAUGAUAUUUCUACAUUCCUAUUUCUGCAUUCAUUCCUUUAACUUUCCAAGUGCCGGCAUAUUUAACCUUAUAUAGCAUUUAUAUAUCUACAAGUAGCAUUGUAAUAGCAGAUACAAACAUAUAACAUCAAAGCAUUAUAUUCUUGUUUCUGUAUCUACCUAUUUUGAAACCAGUAUUGUAUGUGAGUUUACUUGUAUGUUCUUGCGGAAAAUUUGUUAUUUUGGUGAUGCUA
Molecule: messenger RNA, 1527 nt
Organism: Ciona intestinalis (vase tunicate)
Lineage: Eukaryota; Metazoa; Chordata; Ascidiacea; Phlebobranchia; Cionidae
Source: RefSeq, a predicted model, not a curated record